UCCGGCAAGUAUAUAAGCGCGGAGCUGGUGCAAAGCCAGGUACAGCACUCGUCGCUUUCGUUCUGGUCACAACGUUGAACCAGGCAUCUCGACAAGGAUGAAACUUAUGUUGACGCUGACCGUGUGUGGGCUCGCCGUGAGCCUGGCGACCGCCGGAUUUCUCAGCGGUGGCGGUGGUGGGGGCUUCGGUGGCGGAGGCUUUGGUGGUGGCGGACCCUGGAGAAGUGGAGGGGGCUUUGGAAGCUUCGGUGGUGGUGGUGGCGGGCCCUGGAGAAGCGGCGGAGGCUUCGGUGGAGGAGGCGGUGGCCCUUGGAGAAGUGGCGGUGGUUUCGGAGGCUUCGGUGGUGGCAGUGGACCAUGGAGGAGUGGUGGUGGUGGCUUAGGAGGCUUCGGAGGAGGCCUUAAGAGUGGCUUCGGAGGCGGCGGCUUUGGAGGUGGUGGACCAUGGAGCAGCGGUGGUAGUUUCGGAGGUGGUGCUGGUCCCUGGAGAGGAGGUGGCGGCGGUGGUUUUGGUGGAGGCGGAUGGAGAGUCGGCGGUGGCGGCUUCGGUGGAGGCGGCCGCGGAUGGUGGUAGAUGUGUUAAGCAGUGUCUGCGUCCCGGAACCAAGUCGACCUUUGUGAAGAGGCUGCAGAACUAGCGUUCGCCACUGCCAUUGGAGCGGAGACGCAGCACCGUGAGCCUUACCGGGACCAUGCGAGGCAUCAGCGUCUGCACGCCUACGACACAAAGACGUUGAGCGGCUUGAAACAAUGCGAACUGCUACAAUGCUGUCACGUUAUCUCCGCAAGCUUCUAAGUUCAACAGUCUCUUUCUGAGGCUUUGACAGAAAAGAGAGAGAAAGGCGGAAAAAACAAAGGAACAGUGAAAAGAAUAAUAAGACUAAACCAUAAGAUACCAAGUGCAGCUUCUUGUUCGGGCUAACUGAGACGUAACAGCUACUUGUUUCUUGCUUCUCUGGCGAGAUACACUCGUUUUGCAUACUGAAGGCGGUCUUGUUCUCUUGUUCGUGCUGCCGACGCAGUUUACCCAGCUUCCGAAUAAAAAGCAAUCUCUAUUUUUGUUCGAAA
This is a messenger RNA of Rhipicephalus microplus (southern cattle tick), 1068 nucleotides long. RefSeq lists its product as uncharacterized. The record is from RefSeq and is a predicted model, not a curated record. NCBI's taxonomy places the organism in Eukaryota, Metazoa, Arthropoda, Arachnida, Ixodida, Ixodidae.